Messenger RNA from Microplitis mediator, 740 nucleotides. RefSeq lists its product as uncharacterized. The coding region runs from base 99 to 551 and encodes 150 amino acids. Gene Ontology annotation, molecular function: odorant binding. The record is from RefSeq and is a predicted model, not a curated record. The transcript has 4 exons. Lineage: Eukaryota; Metazoa; Arthropoda; Insecta; Hymenoptera; Braconidae.
UUACUAACAUGUGAAAUUAUAAAAGAGAAAUUUUUUUGUGCUCAGCAUAAGUAAUUGAAGCUAUUGCCGGUAAAGUUAAGUUUAGAAUUCAAAUUGCAAUGAAUAAGGCGUAUUAUUUAUUAACUUUUAUUCUUGUAGCUUCGGCAAUCAUCACCGAAGUGAAAUCUCACCCUCAUCAAAAAUUUACUAUACCUGAAACAGAACGAAUCUGUGCAAGCCAUUAUGGUAUUAAUAUAACAUUGAGCGAAUAUAUAUUAAAUGGCACUAAAAAUAUAAAAGAAGCUAUAGGAAAAGAUAUAUUACCUUGUGCUAUAGGGUGUUACAUGAAAGGAUAUGGAAUAAUUACUCCUGCGGGUUAUUUUGAUGCCAAAACUUUCUUAUUUUUACUACCCCACAUGUCCAGGGACUUACACUUAGACGAUGAUACAGUAAAUUCUGUUAAAAAUUGCGAUGAUAUAAAAGGCCAUUGUGUUUGUGACACAGCUCAAAACAUUGUAAAAUGUAUGCCACCCGUAUUGAGAGAAUAUUUUCAGAAAAAGCAGUGGUUGUAAUUUUAAAUAAUAUUAAUUGUUUUAAUAUACAAUGAUAAAUUUAUAAAAUGCUGACAAAGUAAUAUGAUUUUAUAAAUUUUUGAUUUUUUAAAUAUUUUGUAUGAAAACGAAAGAUAAUAUUAGAAUUUUAAGCUAUACUUGUAUGCAAAAAAAAAAAAUUAUCAUAAUAAAAAAAAAGUAUAACUAUUA